AUGGGACCACGCAGCCAUCAUAACGUGGAUGAGAAGAGGAAAGCCAGGUCCAACUCCUGCCAUUCUGUCAGAGAUUGUUGUGUCUGUCCCCCUGCCUGUCCUCUCUGCAGGGGCUGGCUCCCUACAGGGGCUGGCUCCCUACAGGGGCUGGCUCCCUACAGGGGCUGGCUCCCUACAGGGGCUGGCUCCCUACAGGGGCUGGCUCCCUACAGGGGCUGGCUCCCUACAGGGGCUGGCUCCCUACAGGGGCUGGCUCCCUACAGGGGCUGGCUCCCAGUGAUCUGCAGUCUCUGCUGCUCCAACUUCCUCUACUUCUACUGCUUCCAAAGCCUGAGAGACAGCUGGCUCCAGGGACACAAGUCAACUCCAAGCAGAGACCUGCUAAUGGGCACCGCUGCAGGUGCAGUGAACGUGCUUAUGACCACUCCGCUGUGGGUGGUCAACACACGGCUCAAGCUUCAGGGGGCAAAGUUCCGCAAUGCAGACCUCCGUCCCACUAACUACUCAGGCAUCAUAGAUGCCUUGGUGCAGAUCAUUGAGGAGGAAGGGGUGGGGGCCCUGUGGAACGGGACAUUCCCCUCUCUCCUGCUGGUGCUCAACCCGGAUGUCCAGUUCAUGAUCUAUGAGGACUUGAAGAGGCAGAUUCUUUUUUUAAAUUUUAAAAUUCUGUUGUCUCUUGAGGUCUUUCUGAUUGGUGCCAUAGCCAAAGCAGUGGCCACCACAGUCAUAUACCCACUACAGACUGUACAGUCCAUCCUGAGGUUUGGUCAACACACGCAGCACACAGGCGGAUCGCCACUUGUCAACAGCCUGAGAAGUGUGAUGCACCUGCUGAUCAAUAGAGUGAGGAAGUAUGUCAUGCUGGGCCUGUUCAAAGGCCUGGAAGCUAAACUCCUACAGACUGUCCUGACCGCUACCCUCACGUUCCUGCUCUACGAGAAGAUUGCCAGCAGCACUUUCAGGGUCAUGGGAGUGAAGAGGCCUGCAUCCAGCCACUAGCCUGUCUGUUACCCCCCCGUAGCCCUAACCCCUCAAUGUUGGCAUGUCUAAAGGAUCUGGAUAGGUAUAAGCAGUGUAGCUAGGGGUAAAUCUUUCACCGUAUUGCUUCUAUCUUACAUAUAUGCAAGUGUCAAAGGGUUAGGACCAAAGGGAGGGGAAGGGAUCGAACUGAGACUGUACCAGAGAUAUUAGAGAAAGGAUGAGACAGCAGUCCCAUUGGGCAAUGAAUGGGGGAAUGUAUAACGCUUCACCCAGAAGACUGUCGACCAAUCACUUGGUCCACGCGGUGAAUUCUGGGCAACUCUGGGACAAGAAGAGCUCACCUUCAAACAGUGAAUGGGAGUCAAUUGGGCACUAGCUCAAAAUCCCCAAAUUAGCACCAAUAACCCAAACCCUUUUCCUAACCGUAAUUCUCCUAAUCUGCUGCGUAAAUUCUCCUAACCUGCUACGAAAAGCCAAAUCUGACGUUCAUUUGACAAAAGCUGUAUCCCUUCUAGCCAUGACCGGGCUCUCCUUGUCCCAGGUUUUUUGUCUAUUUAUUUUUAUGUAACUGCCAAUUUUGUGGAAGUAGACACCACUUGUUCCUCAGACUCAUGUGGAUUUCACCAUUUUGUACUUUCUAUGUUCUUCUAAGAUUAGCUAUUUAACUAAAUCCACAAAUUAUUUAGUGAUGCAUUGUUGCUCUUGUCAAAUCACUGAGACAUUUUUUAAUUGUGUCAUUAACUGUCUCUCUGACAAACUUAUAGAAUAAUUAAGGGAUAUAAUUAAAUGCAUUUUUGUACAGCACAAUGUCAUGGAUGGAUAAUUCACCAACAUUUCAGAUUCUCAGAAAGGUAGAAAUAAAGUGUUGCUUCUCAAAUAA
Oncorhynchus kisutch (coho salmon) is the source of this 1861-nucleotide messenger RNA. Its product is annotated as peroxisomal membrane protein PMP34-like. Gene Ontology annotation, molecular function: ATP transmembrane transporter activity; AMP transmembrane transporter activity; FMN transmembrane transporter activity. Gene Ontology annotation, biological process: transport. Lineage: Eukaryota; Metazoa; Chordata; Actinopteri; Salmoniformes; Salmonidae. Gene Ontology annotation, cellular component: peroxisomal membrane. The record is from RefSeq and is a predicted model, not a curated record. The coding region runs from base 1 to 999 and encodes 332 amino acids. The transcript has 8 exons.